CUCAAACCUAUCGAUAUCCCCGGACGAAAGCUGGUUGCCGAUUACAAGCAUCGUUUUGGGCAUCAUUCAUGUUCAGAUUGAGGCUAGUAUUGCAAAUGCAGCAUCAAUGGCUCCUCCUGCCGCCGUUAGGGUUUACUCUACUACCGCUCCCACUUCUCCUUCGGAGGUUUCCGUCAAGAAAGUUGGUACUCACAAUGGAAGCUUUCACUGCGACGAGGCUCUCGGUUGCUUCAUGAUCCGCCUCUCCGACAAGUUCUCCGGCGCCGACAUCGUCCGUACGCGUGACCCUAAGAUAUUGGGAGAGCUAGAUGCAGUGCUUGACGUAGGAGGUGUUUAUGACCCCGACCAAGACCGCUAUGAUCAUCACCAGAAAGGCUUCCAAGAGGUCUUUGGACAUGGCUUCAACACCAAGCUCAGCAGUGCUGGUCUCGUUUACAAGCAUUUUGGAAAGGAGAUCAUAGCUAAGGAACUUAAAGUGGACCAAGAUCACCCUGAUGUUCUUCGCUUGUUUCUAGCUGUCUACAAGAGCUUCAUGGAGGCGAUUGAUGCUGUGGACAAUGGAAUAAAUCGGUAUGAUACUGAUAUGCCUCCAAAAUACGUGAACAACACACAUCUGUCUUCCAGGAUUGGAAGAUUAAAUCUGGAUUGGAUUGACCCUGACCAGUCACAGGAGAAGGAAAAUGAGGCUUUCCAGCGUGCCAUGGCUCUAGCUGGCAAAGAGUUCCUAGAAAGUGUAAGAUUUCAUACAAGGUCGUGGUUACCGGCUCGAUCAAUCGUUAUGCAGUGUCUCGAAGAAAGAUUCAAGACAGACCCAAGUGGUGAGAUCAUGGAAUUGAAAAGGUUUUGCCCUUGGAAGCUUCACUUGUUUGAGCUUGAGCAAGAGAUGAAGAUCGAACCACUCAUCAAAUACGUCAUCUACCAGGACGAGCGAGGAAACCAGUGGAGAGUUCAAGCAGUGUCGGUUGCACCAGACAGGUUUGAGAACCGAAAGGCUCUACCUGAGCAAUGGAGAGGACUUAGAGAUGAGGAACUCUCUAAAGCUGCUGAGAUCCCUGGUUGCGUGUUUGUCCACAUGAGCGGCUUUAUCGGCGGAAACCAGUCCUAUGACGGCGCUUUAUCCAUGGCUCGAACUGCUCUCACUCUCUAAUUCAAAGCUUGGUACCAGAAGAAUCCUUUGCCCAUUACCAAUAGAGUGUUUAACGUUCCCUCUUUAUGUAUUGUUUCCAAUUGAGUGAACAUUUCGUGAAUUUCAUUUUCUUCCAUGGCAUCGUAUCUUCAAUAGAUUUUGAUUUCUAGUUUCCUACUUAGUUCAUUAUUUGUAGAAAUAUGAGUUAAUGAUAAUAUGCG
Molecule: messenger RNA, 1347 nt
Organism: Eruca vesicaria subsp. sativa (arugula)
Lineage: Eukaryota; Viridiplantae; Streptophyta; Magnoliopsida; Brassicales; Brassicaceae
Source: the annotation of a GenBank genome assembly